Tachyglossus aculeatus (Australian echidna) is the source of this 3095-nucleotide messenger RNA. It is a transcript of the gene SF1, whose product is annotated as splicing factor 1. Lineage: Eukaryota; Metazoa; Chordata; Mammalia; Monotremata; Tachyglossidae. Gene Ontology annotation, molecular function: zinc ion binding; mRNA binding. Gene Ontology annotation, cellular component: nucleus. The coding region runs from base 103 to 2472 and encodes 789 amino acids. Gene Ontology annotation, biological process: regulation of mRNA splicing, via spliceosome. The transcript is spliced from 14 exons. The record is from RefSeq and is a predicted model, not a curated record.
GGAAGGGGGUGUCUCGCGCGCGCGCGCGCUCCGGAAGGCCGAAGACGGUGAAGCCGUUGCCGAGGAGAAGCGGAGCCGCCGGUGCCGGUCCCCGGGGGCGCCAUGGCGACCGGAGCGAACGCCACGCCGCUGGGUAAGAUGCACCCGCCGGCCGCGGCCCCUCCGGGGCUUCCCCCCCCCGGGCCCAAGCGGGGCUUCGAGCCGCCGCUGCCGCCGCCGCCUCCGCCGCCGCCAGGGCCCGGGCUUUUGGUCCCCGGGCCUCCGCCACCCCCGCUGAUGGGACCCCUGUCUGCGGCCUUCCCGUUCGCGGCCCUGCCGCCGCCGCCGCCUCCGCCGCCUCCUCCUCCGCCGCCGCCGCCGCCCCCUCCGCAGCAGCCGCCCCCGGGGUCCUCGUAUCCUCAGCAACAGCAGCAGCAGCAGCAGCCGCCGCCGCCGCCCCCUCCGCCGCCGCCUCCUCCUCCUCCGCCGCCGCCUCCUCCUCCUCCUCCGCCGCCGCCUCAGCCGCCGCCGCUGUUCCAGCACCUGUCGCCGCCUCAGCCUCAACCGCCGCCGCCCCAGCCGCAGCCGCUCCAGGAUCAGCAGCCGGGCCCGGCCGGCGGGGGAGGAGACUUCCCGAGUAAGAAGCGGAAGAGGAGCCGCUGGAAUCAGGACACCAUGGAACAGAAGACGGUGAUUCCAGGCAUGCCUACCGUGAUACCCCCAGGACUUACCCGGGAGCAGGAGAGAGCCUACAUAGUGCAACUGCAGAUAGAAGACCUGACUCGCAAACUACGCACAGGAGACCUGGGCAUCCCCCCUAACCCUGAGGACAGGUCCCCUUCCCCCGAGCCCAUUUACAAUAGCGAGGGGAAGCGGCUGAACACCCGCGAGUUCCGGACCCGCAAGAAGCUGGAGGAGGAACGGCACAAUCUCAUCACGGAGAUGGUUGCGCUCAAUCCUGAUUUCAAGCCGCCUGCCGACUACAAACCUCCGGCCACCCGGGUGAGCGAUAAGGUGAUGAUCCCCCAGGACGAGUACCCCGAGAUCAACUUCGUGGGACUGCUGAUUGGGCCCAGAGGCAACACCCUGAAGAACAUCGAGAAGGAAUGCAACGCCAAGAUCAUGAUCCGAGGCAAAGGCUCGGUCAAGGAAGGCAAGGUUGGCCGGAAAGAUGGGCAGAUGCUGCCGGGGGAGGACGAGCCCCUUCAUGCCCUGGUGACCGCCAACACCAUGGAAAACGUUAAGAAGGCGGUGGAGCAGAUCCGGAAUAUCCUGAAGCAAGGCAUCGAGACCCCCGAGGAUCAGAACGACCUGCGGAAGAUGCAGCUGCGGGAGUUGGCCCGUUUGAACGGAACCCUGCGGGAGGAUGACAACAGGAUCUUGAGACCCUGGCAAAGCUCGGAGACACGCAGCAUCACCAACACCACCGUUUGUACCAAGUGUGGAGGGGCCGGCCACAUCGCCUCGGACUGCAAAUUCCAGCGGCCGGGAGACCCCCAGUCUGCCCAGGACAAAGCGCGGAUGGAUAAGGAAUACCUGUCCCUCAUGGCCGAGCUGGGCGAAGCUCCCGUCCCGGCUUCCGUGGGCUCGACCUCUGGCCCCACCAGCACGCCUCUGGCCAGCGCCCCGCGGCCCGCGGCCCCCGCCAACAACCCGCCACCACCGUCUCUCAUGUCCACCACCCAGAGCCGCCCGCCGUGGAUGAACUCGGGCCCCUCGGAGAGCCGCCCCUACCACGGCAUGCACGGAGGAGGUGGACCCCACAGCUUCCCCCACCCGCUGCCCAGCCUGACCGGAGGGCACGGCGGACACCCUAUGCAGCACAACCCCAACGGGCCGCCACCCCCCUGGAUGCAGCCGCCGCUCCCACCCAUGAACCAGGGCCCCCACCCACCUGGGCACCAUGGCCCUCCUCCAAUGGAUCAGUACCUGGGAAGUACGCCUGUGGGCUCUGGGGUCUAUCGCCUGCAUCAAGGAAAAGGUAUGAUGCCGCCGCCGCCGCCGCCUAUGGGCAUGAUGCCACCGCCGCCGCCUCCCAGUGGGCAGCCCCCGCCCCCUCCCUCUGGCCCUCUUCCCCCAUGGCAGCAGCAGCAGCAGCCUCCGCCUCCCCCGCCGCCCAGCAGCAGUAUGGCUUCCAGUACCCCCUUGCCAUGGCAGCAAAAUACGACGACUACCACCACGAGCGCUGGCACAGGGUCCAUCCCGCCAUGGCAACAGCAGCAGGCGGCUGCCGCAGCUUCUCCAGGAGCCCCUCAGAUGCAAGGCAACCCCACUAUGGUGCCCCUGCCCCCCGGGGUCCAGCCGCCUCUGCCGCCCGGGGCCCCCCCCCCUCCGCCGCCUCCGCCGCCUGGUUCCGCCGGCAUGAUGAUCCGUCCCCGCGGCGGUGGCCCGCGCCAUGCGAGUGAGGACUUUCCGCGCCCACUGGUGACCCUCCCGGGCAGACAGCCCCAGCAACGCCCUUGGUGGACUGGAUGGUUCGGCAAAGCGGCCUGACUUAUUUUUGUGGACGGAAUCGGAACACGCUGGCUCCAUAUCGUGAAAUUUUUAUUGAUUUUUUUCUCCCCCUUCCUCCUCCUCCUCCUCCUCCUCACUUCCUUUUCUCCUCCUCUUCUCAGACUCCGUCCAAGGAGACGCUGUCCCCGGCCUUCUGCUGCAAUUAGAUCCCCUUCCGCUCCCCUCUUCCUUCCCCUCCACCUUCACAUUCCCCCCGCUCUCUCCGGCGGGGAGAGGAGCAAACAGAUCGGGCAAGCCGUCCGGUCCAAGGGAUGUCGGGGCUGGGGGAGGGGGUGCGUGUCCGCUCGGCGCCGGCUGCCUUGGGGAUCCGUUUGCUCCUCGCCUUGCCGGUUCCUCUUUAAUUUUAUUUUCUUCCUCCCCAAAUGUCUGAAUGUUUUGUGGUGUGGGAAGGGGCUCCUGCUCCCCUUCUUCUCUCCCCCCUCUCCUUCAUGAAGUGAUUACGUUGACAAUAAUGUGUAAAAAUGCACUCUCCUCGCCGUUUUAUCUGCAAAAAUUCCUCUUGGCUUUUUUUUCGGGGGGGGGGGAGGGAGGGGCGUAUGAUUUAAGCACUGCAUUAAAAGGGGGAUGUUCCAUUGAAUAAAGCAGCAGUGUGGUUUUCUGGG